Messenger RNA from Anopheles maculipalpis, 909 nucleotides. RefSeq lists its product as uncharacterized. The record is from RefSeq and is a predicted model, not a curated record. Bases 1 to 909 code for a protein of 302 amino acids. The transcript is spliced from 2 exons. NCBI's taxonomy places the organism in Eukaryota, Metazoa, Arthropoda, Insecta, Diptera, Culicidae.
AUGAGAUACCGUGCGUGGGGUACAUUGUUGGCCAGUAUGGCUGGAUUGCUGCUCAUGCUGGACAUGCCCGAUCGGAUUGCAGCCGACCUGAUGGGUGACAUCCAACAAGGGUUGAAAACGACCGGCAAACUGUUCGGCAUCAACACGAUUGCCGAUGUGGCCGACCUCGUGGCGAAAGGGUUUGCAACGCGUCGCGGCUCCCAGGACGAAGUGCCCCAGCGUCCAACACAAGCGUCCGAGAGUGUCGGUGUCGCGGACGCACUGCUCACCCAAGCACCAUCGAUGAUGACCAUUAUGAUGAAGCUGCUCGGACUGGAUGGUAGUCAGCUGGGCGCAAUGCUGGUCAACGGUAUCGUGUUCCUGGCGCACAUCAUAGGGACCAAUCUAGGAGCGUUUCGGUCACCCACCCUCGACACAUCAUCGUCCUUUCCCUCCACCUUCCCCUCGGAUCCUCCAUUGACCGGUGAAUCACAAUCAGCGGAAGCAAGUGGGAGUCAAAAACCUGGCUCAAACCCACUCGAAUGGCUCCUGCGCAAUCCCUCGAAACGGUUCCGUGUGCUGUUGGAUCAGGUGCAGAACACGGAUCUGGCCGAGCGUUUGGAUCGCGAAAUGGACCAACUGGACCGGUACGCCCCCGAGGAUACGGACUGCAUCCGGUUGCUGAUGUGUAAGGUGAAACCCUUCAUCUGGAAGAUGCAAAAUGUCGUGCGGAACCAGAUACUGGCGAAAAGCGAUGGCCAGCAGCAGCAACCAACGGGUAACAACGCAUCAAACCAGUCUACCAGCGUUCCGAACGGGGAAGAGAUACUGAAAGGUAUACACGAAAAUUUACCUUCGGAGAAAGAGUUCCUACGCCAGAGCAAACUUUGUGAGCAACAGUUUCGUCACUGUCGACGUCUGCCUGAGUAG